Messenger RNA from Thunnus maccoyii (southern bluefin tuna), 2434 nucleotides. It is a transcript of the gene hdhd5, whose product is annotated as haloacid dehalogenase like hydrolase domain containing 5. The record is from RefSeq and is a predicted model, not a curated record. Gene Ontology annotation, biological process: glycerophospholipid biosynthetic process. NCBI's taxonomy places the organism in Eukaryota, Metazoa, Chordata, Actinopteri, Scombriformes, Scombridae. The transcript has 8 exons. Bases 179 to 1537 code for a protein of 452 amino acids. Gene Ontology annotation, cellular component: mitochondrion.
UUCAUGCGGCGCUGCGCAUGCGCAGCCACGGAAAUAAUAAAUCGCAGUGCUGUUAUGAUGGCAGCUAUAUUGACAGCAUGAAAAGAUAGCAGCAGAUUAUGGGCACCGUUAGCUCAUCUGUCUGAUUCAUUGUCUCUUAUUUACCGGCCGGCUUUCACACACACACUGAGGGAGAGAAAUGCAGAGAAUAAGGUCUUUAAAAACUGGUUGGCAGCUGCUGAAGUCAAGCUAUGAGGGAGCAGCAAAACAAGCAAACACCUCGUCUUCGACCUCAAGAAAUUAUAGCCAUCUCCCUCCUCCUCAGGGCCCCAACUCUUUUGGGCUUCUCUUCGACAUUGAUGGGGUGUUGGUUCGGGGCAGGACACUGAUCCCUGCAGCCAAGCAGUGCUUCAGGUACCUGGUGGACCGCAAUGGGAAAUACAAGGUGCCUGUGGUGUUUGUGACCAAUGCUGGGAACUGCAUGAGGCAGACCAAAGCUGAGCAUCUGUCACAUCUGCUUGAUGUUGAGGUGUCUCCGGACCAGGUCAUGCUGUCCCACAGUCCUUUGAGAAUGUUCACCCAGUUCCACAAAAUGUGUGUGCUGGUCUCCGGACAGGGUCCUGUUGAGGAGGUGGCUCACAACCUGGGCUUUCAAGAUGUUGUUACCAUAGACGAGCUCAGAGAGGCAUAUCCUGUUCUUGAUGUUGUGGAUCACAACAGAAGGCCCAAAGACAGUAUUCCACCCACCAAAGGUUUACGGCCAAUAGACGCUGUCAUCUUAUUUGGCGAGCCAAUCAGAUGGGAGACCAACCUCCAGCUCAUCGUUGAUGUCCUGCUAACCAACGGAAACCCAGACAAUGCCUGGAAUAUGAUGCAGUACCCUCAUAUCCCGGUGCUGGCUUGUAACAUGGACCUGCUGUGGAUGGCCGAGGCAAAGAAUCCCAGGUUUGGACACGGUAUGUUCCUGGUGUGCUUAGAGAGCCUCUACAAGAAGGUGACUGGCCAUGAGCUGAAGUACGAGGCUCUGAUCGGUAAACCCAGUGUGGUGACUUAUAACUAUGCUGAGCUGCUGAUCAGACAGCAGGCUGAGAGACUUGGCUGGAGCACGCCUGUGAAGACACUUUAUGCUAUAGGUGAUAACCCCAUGGCUGACAUAUACGGCGCCAACCUCUACAACCGCUACCUCCAGGCUUCUCGGCACACUAGGGCACAGAUGCAAGCUAAGAGUGGCGGAGGAGGUGCGGAUCCCCUGGCAGAAACUGUUGAUGAUGCCCCUAAAAUGACAUCAGCGGAACUAGGCGGAGCGUCAAGUGCGUACGGGGCAGAGGAGGAUCUCCCUGAGGGGUGCAGAUCCAUCCUGGUGUGUACAGGAGUGUACAGCAAAGACCAGCAGGAGCUGCCCUCAAACACAGCGCACACUGUCACCGAGCAGCGCAUUUUCCACGGCCACAGGGACUUUCGCUUCGACCCCAGCCUCACACAGCCGUCCUUCAUAGUGCAGGAUGUAAAGGAGGCAGUGGAGAUGGUGUUCCAGCAGGAGGGCUGGCCGCUGGAGUAGGAUGAGCGCCUGGGCUCCAUCUCAUGACCGUCCAGUUCUAACAGCCCUUAAUUGGCAGUAGCAGAAGAGUAUUUUUCUACCUAUGCCCUUGAUUAUGACAGGGGAGAUGUAGCUGCUAUAGUGGCGAGUUCUUCUAGAUUUUCAUUAAGUGCCAUAGGGUCAGCUCCAAAAAGUAACUAUAUGCAGUUUUAAGACUAAUUAUUAGGAAGGUUACUGACAUUUUAAGUUGUCAUGUUUGGUAGUGUGUCUCAUACUGUGUUUUUUUUUAUCAUCCUUCAUACUGUAUAUACUGAAGUUCAUCAAGCUGGACUUCAGUCCUCUCUUGCUUCUGUGCAACACGAUCUAUAUCAACUCUCUCUUUUUUAGAGUGCACGUUUAUUUGUUGAGAACUCAAGUUUUGGGUGUUGAGUUACAUGCAUUUUUACUACAUGCAGACUUAUAGUGUAUCUAAGUUCUUGGAGACAUUGUUCACAUAUAGUUACACUUUAAGCUAAAUAAUGUCCUCAUCGAUCCAGAAAGAGCACUAAAAAGUCACAUCUGCUAGUCUGUGACAAUAUGACAUGUUGUCCUGCUAACGAUGUAUUUUAUUCUUUGCACAACAGUCUACCAAACUGGGUCAUCUUGCCUUUGCAAAAUGUAAACCCCCAGGUUUUAUGUAGGUCAGUUCUGCUGUUCUUUUUUUUAAAUUGCUAUCAUAUUUCAGCUUGAUUCAUUUUAAGCUAGGGUGAAACCACUAAUGCUGAUGAGAUUAUAUUGCCAGGCUUCAGUUUAGUACCUCAUCAGUUUAGUUUUUAACCUUAAUCAAGAGUACGGUCUUUUUGUUUGUUUGUUUGUUUUUUUGAAAGAAAUGUAGUCUCAUUUUGUAAGAUUGUCAGAGUUAAAUGAAGUAUCAGAAAU